Molecule: messenger RNA, 1455 nt
Organism: Saimiri boliviensis boliviensis (Bolivian squirrel monkey)
Lineage: Eukaryota; Metazoa; Chordata; Mammalia; Primates; Cebidae
Gene: ZNF414
Product: zinc finger protein 414
Source: RefSeq, a predicted model, not a curated record
AGAGCUGAGAAGCGGAAAAUGGCGCUGAUGUAAGCGCAAGCUCGCAUUGCCCAGAAGGUGGCCGCUGCCUAAACUGGAGCCGCUGGAGCCGCAGGAACAAGAGGCCGAGCUGUAUCGAAGAUGGAGGAGAAACCUUCAGGGCCAAGCCCGGACAUGCCGGCUACUGCAGAGCCCAGCUCCAGUGAGACCGACAAGGAAGUGUUGUCCCCGGCUGGGCCAGCUGCAGCCACCUCCUCCAUGGCGGAGGAGCCAGGCCCUGAGCAGGCAACCACACCGCUAGUGUGGGAACGUGGAGGGCCUGGAGGGACUCAGCAGGGCUCAUCCCCAGCCCCAGACAGCUGCCAGCCUGGGCCGGGACCCAGCCCGGGCCUGACGAGCAUAGUCUCCGGGACCAGCGAGGACCUGCGGCCUCCCAGACGACGCCCACCUUCAGGGAAGCAUAUCCCCUGCUCCAGCCCUGGCUGCUGCCUCAGUUUCCCCAGCAUCCGUGACCUGGCACAGCAUCUGCGAACCCACUGCCCGCCCACACAGUCCCUGGAAGGCAAGCUCUUCCGCUGCUCGGCCCUGAGCUGCACCGAGACCUUCCCCAGCAUGCAGGAGCUGGUGACUCACAGCAAACUGCAUUACAAGCCCAAUCGCUACUUCAAGUGUGAAAACUGCCUCCUGCGCUUCCGCACGCACCGCUCGCUCUUCAAGCACCUGCAUGUUUGCGCAGAGCAUGCGCAGAGUCCAGCCCCGCCGCCACCCCCGGCCUUGGACCGGGAGCCACCCGCGCCCGAACGGCCCCCGGAGGCCGACCCCGCGUCAGCGCCGGGCCUGCCGUUCCCGCUGCUCGAGCCUUUCACGACCCCUGCCCCUGCCCCCUCCGGGCCCUUCCUGCCCUACUUGAACCCUGCGCCCUUUGGCCUAAGCCCCCCGCGCCUGCGGCCCUUCCUGGCCGCCGCGCCCGGGCCGCCGGCCUCUAGCGCCGCCGUCUGGAAAAAGAGCCAAGGUGCUGGCAGCAGCCCUCGAAGACCCCAGGGCGGCUCCGACGCGCCCUCAGGGCACGCGGCCCCGAGCCGCAUCGUGUGGGAGCACACGCGCGGCCGCUACUCGUGCAUGCAGUGCGCCUUCUCCACGGCCUCGCGGCCCGCCAUGACCCUGCACCUGGAGGACCACCGCCCCGGCACCCCCGCGGCCCCCGCGCCCGGGCCGCCACGCCCCGACGCCCCGGCGGAUCUAGGCCAUGCUACUUCCCAGUCUGUCACCAUCUGUCCAGAGAGACGCAGAGUCAACAAGCGCCUUGGUCCAGGGACCUCUCCUCCACCCCAUCACCCACGGAGAUGGGACGGCCCUUCCUGUGUGAACAAUGGGUCCACGGCCACCACGCUGCCCUCUGGGAUAAACUGACUCUGUCCCAAGGCCUGGGGAACUGGGUCACCACCUGACAUCUGCCAUUCACCCUGUCCACCCCAA